Trichogramma pretiosum is the source of this 1136-nucleotide messenger RNA. Its product is annotated as bridging integrator 3-like. The record is from RefSeq and is a predicted model, not a curated record. Gene Ontology annotation, molecular function: lipid binding; protein binding. Lineage: Eukaryota; Metazoa; Arthropoda; Insecta; Hymenoptera; Trichogrammatidae. The transcript has 4 exons. The coding region runs from base 78 to 875 and encodes 265 amino acids. Gene Ontology annotation, cellular component: cytoplasm; actin cortical patch. Gene Ontology annotation, biological process: actin cortical patch localization; plasma membrane tubulation; endocytosis.
UUGAUACUGUUAAAAAUUCACAAUAACCAAUGAUUAUAUUCAACAAUCUGGUUAUUGUCUCAUGAAAAUCACCAGAAAUGACGUGGAAUCCACUAAGAAAACAGUAUAUAACAACAAGGCCCACUCCUGCUUACCCAUGUCUAACAGCUGAAGAAGAUCGAGAACUUGAUAUCGCUGUUCAAAGAAUUAUUCAUGUUGAAAUUACAACUAGGAGAAUGUAUAAAGAAAUGAAAAAAUAUAUUAAUGCAAUCAAACAAGUGGAUUCUACAGAUCAAGGAUUAACUUCUAAUUUGGUACAAAGUGGAUUGGUCCAUGUAAAUGAUAAUCUUAGAAUUCUAAUGGAGGAGUUUCAUUCCAUAACCACUCAAAUAGGAAAAACUGUGGAAGAAGCAGUUAUUUUUUACCAAAAAUCAUUUUUAGAGCCUCUAAAGAAAUUACGUGAACAUUUUGCUUACAUCAGAGAUGCUCUGAAUAAAAGAGAAGACCUUGUUAGUACUUGGAAAACAGCUCAUACAAAUUUUAAAAAGUAUCAUGACAGAAGAGAAAAAAAAGCAAGCGAUCAUGUAAAAUUAAAUAAAGAAAAGAUAGCAGAAGAACAAGCUGGUAAAGAGUUGAAAGCAUAUCAUGCCCAUCUUUUAACUGAACUUCCAAUAUUUUUAGAAAAAAGAUUGGAAUACAUGAAACCCACUCUUCAUGCUUUCAUUGCUACUCAGUUAGAAUACUACGGCAAUUCAACUAGAUUAUUUACUCAAUUAAUGCCUGAAAAAAAUGAAUCAGGAUCUCCAAAUUCUUCUAUGUCUGAGGAAGAUUAUCAAAGAGAAAUUGAUACAAACUUCAAACGCAUUAAAGAAUUAACAAUUGUAAAACAUUGCUGAAUUAGUUCAAUUUAAUUUUAAAAGUGAUGAAAUUGAAUGCUGGGAAAUUGUUAAUACUUAUAAGUUUUAAUAUUGUUAAGAAUGUCUUUAUUUUUAUAAAAAAAAAUGUAUGUGCCUAUGGUAAAAGAUUAUUUAUUAUGUAAAUUAUGUAUUGUAAAUAUUGUCCAGUGCAGCUUUUUGUAAACUGCAAAUUUUUAUUCCAUAAAAGUGAUUAUAUAUUUAUUAAGGCUAUUAUAUACAAUAAAAAAAUUUGAAUAGUGA